GAGUGACACACUCAAGGUACUCCCACCGAAGAACUGCACCGAUCGAACGGACGCUUCUUCAACGCUUCGGCCUACUUCCCCUCACUCUUCUGCGGUUACAAGUUUUGGACAUAGACCGUGAAAGUUUCCCAACCUCCCGGAACACCAUCUUGAAGGCCGGAUUUGCCGCAAAUGACGUUUUGAGUCCGAGAACCAAAAUGGCCGCCCACAUUCCCGAGCACGAGAAGUGUCUUUGACGAAGCCAACGAAAAAGUUGCCGCAGGAGAUUCCUCGAUUCAGCAAAGAAAAUCGACCGCCUUCCUCCCCAAAAGCGUCCCAUCAUGCCGAUCCUCAAGCAGCUGGUCCACUCCAACCAGUCAAAGCGGCGAUCACGCGCCGACCUGACGGCGGAGAUGAUCAGCGCUCCUUUGGGAGACUUCCGGCACACCAUGCACGUGGGGCGCGGCGGCGACGCCUUCGGGGACACGUCCUUCCUCAGCACGCGUUCGGGCGAGGCCCCCGACGCCAAGCGCGACUCUCCGGGCUCCAAGCCGUCGCUGCUGGUUCGCACCUUCCGCGGCAGCAAGCGCUCGCACUCGGUCAACCGCGGGGACCGCUACGAGUACCACGCCGCCGCCGCGCCGCCCGCCGCCUCGGCCAACUUUGUGAAGAACGCCAUCUCCCUGCCGUACCUCAACGACCACGAGGGUGCCGGCAGAAGCCAGGGGACGGGCGUGUCGUCGGCCAGUGGGCCGGCGGCCAUCGCCACCUUCGGCGCCGAGUUUGACGAGCGCAACUUCGGCGACAUCGCCGAGCUGCCGCCGUCGCAGCCCAAGGCCGGCGGCGGCCUGAAGCACGCCGAAUCCAUGAUGUCCUUCCACGUGGACCUCGGGCCCUCCAUGCUGGGCGACAUCCUGAGCGUGAUGGAGAAGAAAGACUUUGAGGACGACGACCUGGGCUACGAGGAAGGCAAGGGCAGCGAGGGCCACGGUUCGCCCGCGCACAUCCCGCUCAUCGACGACCCCGCUCCCGUCGAGGAGCGGCAGCCCCCCGCCAGGCCGCCCCGCAUGAUGAUCUACCAGCAGAAGGUCAUGGUGGCGCCCUACAGCCCCGAGCUUCACGCCAGGAACAACAACAACCACCACCAGCACCUGGACAGCUGCUCCGUGUCCAGCUCCGGUUCCACCACCGAGGAAAAGACGGCGUACCCCCACCACAACGACACGGACAGCGCCAAGUACAGCUCGCCGCGCGACGACGACUUCUCUUACAUGGACGAUGAUGACGACGAGAUCAGAGUUUAAGAUCGGACGCCUGAUCCUCGGGUCGAAAUUCAUCAGUUAUGGCAUCCGGGGCUGUCACUCGUCACCUCACCUUGUCCGUCGACUUUGGGAAAGCCGGUGGCCAUCUUUGAAUGAUCGCAGCAACGCGGUGUUGAAACAGAAAGUCAAAGUUGUGGCCAGGGAAUGUGUUCAAAAAAA
Messenger RNA from Hippocampus comes (tiger tail seahorse), 1460 nucleotides. It is a transcript of the gene cdc42ep4b, whose product is annotated as CDC42 effector protein (Rho GTPase binding) 4b. Gene Ontology annotation, cellular component: cytoplasm; cytoskeleton; plasma membrane. The record is from RefSeq and is a predicted model, not a curated record. The coding region runs from base 321 to 1283 and encodes 320 amino acids. Gene Ontology annotation, molecular function: small GTPase binding. The transcript is spliced from 2 exons. NCBI's taxonomy places the organism in Eukaryota, Metazoa, Chordata, Actinopteri, Syngnathiformes, Syngnathidae. Gene Ontology annotation, biological process: regulation of cell shape; positive regulation of actin filament polymerization; positive regulation of pseudopodium assembly.